Molecule: messenger RNA, 1444 nt
Organism: Euleptes europaea (tarantolino)
Lineage: Eukaryota; Metazoa; Chordata; Lepidosauria; Squamata; Sphaerodactylidae
Gene: MBOAT7
Product: membrane bound O-acyltransferase domain containing 7
Exons: 7
Coding region: 13-1431 (472 amino acids)
Biological process (GO): phosphatidylinositol biosynthetic process; lipid modification
Cellular component (GO): membrane; mitochondria-associated endoplasmic reticulum membrane contact site
Molecular function (GO): lysophospholipid acyltransferase activity
Source: RefSeq, a predicted model, not a curated record
UCACCAGCCACUAUGUCGCCCGAAGAAAUGACCUACUUGGCGGUGCUUCUCGUCUCCAUCCCCAUUGGUUUUCUCUUCAAGAAAGGGGGACUGAGGACCAAGAAGUUUGGAGGGGCAGCUGCAGGACUGGUGCUGGUUCUGGCCACCUGCCAUGUCCACACCCUCCACUCACUAAUCACCAUCGUUGGGACGUGGUUUAUCAUCAUCAUCUCUCCCAGGUCUUGCCACUACUUGACGCUUGGAUGGACCUUUUCUUACCUGCUGUUUUUCCGCACCGUUGCGUACUUCGGUUUCCCAGACCCAACACCAUUCACCAAUGCCGUACAACUCUUGCUCACUCUCAAGAUGGUGAGCUUGGCCAACGAAGUGCAAGAAUUCACCCAGGCAAAGAAGCAGGAGGUGGCAUCGUUUACCAAGUCUUCUGUGAUUGGCGUGAUCCCCAAAAUGCCAGGACUGGUGGAGAUACUGUGCUACAGUUAUUGCUAUGUGGGACUCAUGACAGGCCCGUUUUAUCGCUACCGGACUCACUACGACUGGCUGAACCAGCCGGACUCCUCAGCUAUCCCCAGCUGGCAACCGCUGCUUUCCAGAUCUAAAAUGAUCCCCAUCUUUGGGGCCUCUUUCCUGGUAGCCUCUCAUUUCUUUCCCCUCGACUACGUCCGAAGCGACGCCUUCUACGAACGAGGGCUCCCUUUCCGCCUCUUCUACAUGAUGCCCAUCUUUUUCGUCUUCCGCAUGCGCUUCUACGUGGCCUGGCUGUGUGCCGAAUGCGCCUGUGUCGCCGCUGCCUUUGGGGCUUAUCCGGCUACCGCCAAAUCCCGAUCGGGCGGGGGACCCACUGUGGAAUAUGAGCCUCUCAGCAGAUCACCUGAUGGGGAGGCGUCGAGCAUGACUUAUGAUUAUGAGACGAUUAAGAACAUUGACCCACACGGUACAGACUUCUGUGUCAAGGUGAAGGAUGGCAUGCGCUAUUGGAACAUGACUGUACAGUGGUGGCUGGCACAGUACAUCUACAAGAGUGCGCCUGUCCGUUCCUAUGUCAUGAGGAGCGCCUGGACAAUGCUGAUCUCCGCAUACUGGCACGGGAUUCACCCCGGUUACUAUCUCAGCUUCCUGACCAUCCCACUCUGCCUGGCGGCAGAAGGGGCGAUGGAGAGCGGCUUCCUGAAGCACCUCACCCCUGCGGGGCGUCUCUACGGCGACUGGGUGCAGUGGUUCCUGAAGAUGCGGGCCUAUGACUACAUGUGCAUGGGCUUCGUGCUGCUCACCUUCGAGGACACAGUCCGCUACUGGAGCGCCAUCUAUUACUCCAUCCAUGUAGGGGCGGUGGCCUUCUUCCUGCUGGGGAAGCUGCUGGGAAGCCGGAGGGACCAGGGCAGCUCUCCGAGGAGCAAAGAUGGAGCUGCGCAGAACCCCCAGCGGCAGGAGUGAUGGGGCUGAGGCA